CUCCGGUUUGAGUCCCGUUUAAGUAGACGCUAGGGUAAAGCUGAAAUAGCCUAUCGAGGCUAUCAGCAUAGGUAUGAAAAAAAAUUACAUGAUUAGUUGCCCUAUGUGAGAGAUAGGAACGCACGAACCUCGGCCCAGCAGUAAAGGGCGCUAACUAUCACGGUUGUCGUUAUUGUUAUUCUAUUUUCAGCGACGACGCAGUUGGCGUCUGGCGAGUUCGAGUCGGUUCAACUUGGGGUAACAGUGGCGGCGUGGUGCAUCACGUGAACAGACACAUAAUACACCCAAACUACGGCAGAUGGUCUCGUGACAAUGAUAUUGCGAUCAUGCGCACUUCAAGCAACAUCAACUACGUGAACAAUGCUGUGCAACCGGCCCGCAUUCCUGGAUCAAACUACAACCUGGGCGACAACCAGGUAGUUUGGGCGGCUGGCUGGGGAGUCACUCGGUUCGGCGGCUCACUCUCUGAGCAACUUCGUCACGUCCAAGUCUGGGUCGUAAACCAAAGCGUCUGCAGGUCUCGGUAUGGUGGUAAUACCAUCACAAACAACAUGCUUUGCGCUGGCUGGCUGGACGUUGGCGGUCGCGACUCAUGCACCGGUGACUCUGGAGGUCCGCUUUAUCACAACAACGUGGUCGUUGGUGUGAGCUCUUUCGGAAAUAACUGCGGUCAUGCCCGCUACCCUGGCGUCUACGCUCGCGUAUCCCGGUACACUUCAUGGAUUCAAAGCAACUCUUAAUUCAAUUUAUUAUAUUACUUUCUGUCAUAAAAUAAAUCAUAUAAGCUGAGGAUUCCAGUAUUUUAUUUGAUUGAAUUGUUUUAAACUUUCGCGGCCAUCUACGUUAAGUCUGAACUGAUGAUAGGACGUCUUGCGAGUCCGCGCGGGUAGGUACCAUCACCCAGCCUGCAUAUUUCUACCGUGAAGCAGUAAUGCGUUUCGGUUUGAAAUGUGGGGCAGUCGUUUACUGUAAAAACUGAGACCUUAACAGUUAUGUCUCGAGGUAGGUGGCGGCAUUUACUCGAAAUAUUAAGGAUAUUAAGGACUCUUUAAAUGUGAAUACCGUGGUAAGAAUCAGAUAACCAGUAGUGUAUGUAAUAUUGGUUCGUUUGAUUGCAGUUUGGCUCCUUUGGAUAGCUAUAUCAUAUACAGUGUACUAAUAAAAUAAGUAGACAGUUACAUUGUCAAUCUCCGAAAAAUUCGUCAAUCUCCGAAAACACUUCUUAAUUAUCGUCAAAUAAUUGGAUUAGUGUGAUUUCGUUUAAUACCCCAUUCAUAUCAGGUGAGAAAAUCCAGCUGUUUAAUCAUACUUAAUCGAAUUUUGUAUUAGUUUUAAAGUCUUCAUUGACUCAAUCAUAAUAACAAUCUGUGACAAUGCUAUGCGUAAAAAUUCUAUUGUUAUCACUGAGAACUUAAGUAAGUUGUGCUUUGAUGCCGAAGUUUACUUAAACGUGGGUUUUUGAAGUAAUUUUCUGUUUAGACAGCGCCUUAAAACAAUUAAUCACGCAA
This is a messenger RNA of Bombyx mandarina (wild silkworm), 1508 nucleotides long. Its product is annotated as trypsin, alkaline C. Gene Ontology annotation, molecular function: serine-type endopeptidase activity. The record is from RefSeq and is a predicted model, not a curated record. Gene Ontology annotation, biological process: proteolysis. Lineage: Eukaryota; Metazoa; Arthropoda; Insecta; Lepidoptera; Bombycidae.